AUGGUUUACAUGUUCAAGUAUGACUCCACCCAUGGAAAGUACAAGGGUGAGGUUAAGGCUGAAGGCGGCAAGCUGGUCAUUGACGGUCAAGCUAUCACCGUCUUCAGCGAGAGGGAUCCAGCCAACAUUAAAUGGGGUGAUGCAGGGGCUCAGUAUGUUGUGGAGUCUACUGGUGUUUUCACCACCAUUGAGAAGGCGUCUGCUCACCUUAAGGGUGGUGCCAAGAGAGUCAUCAUCUCUGCCCCCAGUGCAGAUGCCCCCAUGUUUGUCAUGGGUGUCAACCAUGAGAAAUAUGAUAAUUCCCUUAAAGUUGUCAGCAAUGCCUCCUGCACCACCAACUGCUUGGCUCCCUUGGCCAAGGUCAUCAAUGAUAACUUUGUCAUCGUUGAAGGUCUUAUGAGCACUGUUCAUGCUAUCACAGCCACACAGAAGACCGUGGAUGGGCCCUCAGGGAAACUGUGGAGAGAUGGCCGCGGUCUUAUGAGCACAGUUCAUGCUAUCACAGCUACACAGAAGACCGUGGACGGGCCCUCAGGAAAACUGUGGAGGGAUGGUCGCGGUGCCAGUCAGAACAUUAUCCCAGCCUCCACUGGGGCUGCCAAGGCUGUGGGCAAAGUCAUUCCUGAGCUCAAUGGCAAGCUUACUGGUAUGGCCUUCCGUGUCCCCACCCCCAAUGUGUCUGUGGUGGAUCUGACUGUCCGUCUUGAGAAACCUGCCAGUUAUGAUGCGAUCAAGAAAGUGGUCAAGGCUGCAGCUGAUGGACCCAUGAAAGGUAUUCUGGGAUACACCGAGGACCAGGUGGUAUCCACUGACUUCAACGGGGAUGUGCGUUCAUCUAUCUUUGAUGCUGGUGCUGGCAUUGCCCUCAAUGAUCACUUUGUCAAGCUGGUCACAUGGUAUGACAAUGAGUUUGGUUACAGCAACCGUGUGUGUGACCUGAUGGCACACAUGGCCUCCAAGGAGUAA
Molecule: messenger RNA, 966 nt
Organism: Heterotrigona itama
Lineage: Eukaryota; Metazoa; Arthropoda; Insecta; Hymenoptera; Apidae
Source: the annotation of a GenBank genome assembly